GUGUGCUAAAUAAACUCUAGGCCGGCGAGCAAGAUUUAACAACGAUGCUUUUGAAAGUAAACUUUCAAUUGGAAAGAUUAUGACUUUUUAACAAAAAAAAAAGCGGGGUGCAAAAGGGGGAGGUUAAGAUAAGAUAAACGUGAGUGGCAGUUGAAGGUAAUUAAAUGAAAAUACAAAAAGAAGCGCAUAUGUGUUAGCCCAGUCCCCAAAUCUAGGUCGUUUUUGCUCCGAUAGACGAAGUUUUGUUAGAAAUCAUGGCUGCAGCAGCUAAAUUCGUGGUAGUCAGCACCGAGGAAUUGUUUUCGUUUGUUGUGCGAUGUAUUGAGAAAGCUGGAGGGAAAGUUUCACAUGCUGAAGCAUUAGCAGAAUUAUUAGUUGCUGCAGACAAACGUGGACAUUUUAGUCAUGGGCUGAACAGACUUGACAUGUAUGUCCGUGACCUGGAAUCCAAAAUCACAUCAGGGACGGCAGAACCUGAAAUUGUAAAUGAAACUCCAGCAACAGCAUUGGUUGAAGGAAACAAUAUUCUUGGUCCUGUGGUUGGAAAAUUUUGCAUUGAUUUGGCUAUUAAAAAGGCGAAAGAAGUUGGUGUCGGUUGGGUUUGUGCUUCAGGUUCCAAUCAUUUUGGAAUUGCUGGCUGGUACUCAAUGAGAGCAUCAAAUCAAGGAUUACUGGGAAUGGCAUUUACAAACACUUCUCCUCUUUUGGUACCAACACGAGCCAAAAAGCCUGCUUUGGGAACUAAUCCCAUUAGUGUUGCUGCCCCGGCACAAAAAGACGACAGUUUUGUUCUGGAUAUGGCUACAACCACUGUAGCUUUGGGCAAGGUUGAAAUUAAUCAGAGGAAAGAUCUUUCCAUUCCAGAAGGUUGGGGAGUUGAUUCAAAUGGCAAGGUUACCAAAAACCCUGCUGAUGUUUUAAAUAACGGUGGACUAUUACCAUUAGGAGGUGUAGAAGAAACUGGUGGUUACAAAGGUUAUGGCUUGGCAUUAAUGACUGAAAUAUUUUGCGGAGUCUUAGCUGGAGCAAAUUCUGGAGCUAACAUUCGAUCAUGGAAAAACACAACAUCACCUGCAAACUUGGGACAGUGCUUUGUUGCUCUGGACCCAUCUGUUUUUGCUCCCGGAUUCAAAGGGCGUAUGUCAGAUCUUCUCGGUCAUUUAAGGAACAUGGAUCCUUCGGAGGAAGGUAAUCCUGUAUUAGUUGCUGGAGAUCCAGAAAGACAACAUGAACAAAAAUGUGAUAAACUGGGUGGAAUUCCUUACCACCCGAAUCAGAUAACAUUUGCUGAAAGGUUGGCUGAUCAGCUUAAGAUUGCUCGAAUGAAACCAAAAGCCUAAUCCAAGAAGAAGAAAAAAAAUCUUCUCUCUAUUUCUACAAACAUCGAAUUAGAUUGACCAGAAUUAAUCUUUUGAUAAAUAUUUUUUUAAUAAAUUCUUUUAAUAAGUGAA
Octopus sinensis (East Asian common octopus) is the source of this 1451-nucleotide messenger RNA. RefSeq lists its product as uncharacterized. The coding region runs from base 255 to 1340 and encodes 361 amino acids. The record is from RefSeq and is a predicted model, not a curated record. Gene Ontology annotation, molecular function: oxidoreductase activity. The transcript is spliced from 12 exons. Lineage: Eukaryota; Metazoa; Mollusca; Cephalopoda; Octopoda; Octopodidae.